Amphimedon queenslandica is the source of this 742-nucleotide messenger RNA. RefSeq names its product mpv17-like protein 2. The coding region runs from base 27 to 662 and encodes 211 amino acids. Gene Ontology annotation, biological process: mitochondrial ribosome assembly. Lineage: Eukaryota; Metazoa; Porifera; Demospongiae; Haplosclerida; Niphatidae. Gene Ontology annotation, cellular component: cytoplasm; mitochondrion; membrane. The record is from RefSeq and is a predicted model, not a curated record. The transcript has 4 exons.
UCUUUUUCUCCCCUCUCUUUUUCUCAAUGGCUCUCCUACCAAUGAGAGCUCUACAGCGACUCCGCCACCUCAGAAACAAGCUAUCUGCUCUACCUUCCUCUUCAUCUGCUUCUUCUACUUCUUCUUCCUCUUCCUCCGGCAAGAUCAGUAAUGCCAGACUGCUGCUUAUAAAUACGGGUACCUGUUGCUUCCUUUACUCAAUGGGAGAUUUCUGCAGACAAAAGAUAGAAGGGAACACCACUGACUGGCAUAGGACCGGGCGAAUGGGUGUACUUGGAUGCUGUCUCGGCCCAUUGGAUCAUUUCUGGUACACGGCAUUAGAUAGGCUGUUACCGGCAAUCACAGCAGGGACUGUUGCCAGGAAAGUAUUGCUGGAUCAGCUCAUAAUGGCACCCAUAUGCUGCAGUCUCUUCUAUCUAGGCAUGUCAGCUAUGGAGGGACGAAGUCAAAAAGAUUGCUUAAACGAACUUCAAGUGAAAUUCUGGCCUACCUACAAGGUGGAUUGGCAAGUUUGGCCAGCAGCUCAAAUUCUCAACUUUUACCUAAUCCCCCCUCACUUCAGAGUAGCCUACGUAGCCUCCAUUACCUUCCUAUGGACAGUCUAUCUCUCUUACAUGAAGCACAAAAAAAUGUCAAAAACAGACUCUAUGUUAAUCCAUUAAUAUUGUUUUAAAUGUAUCAUACUUACAUAAUUAAAGUAUAAGUAGUAUUAUUGUUUUAAAAUGCGAUUAGACUGAUAACC